Sardina pilchardus (European sardine) is the source of this 3518-nucleotide messenger RNA. RefSeq names its product lysophosphatidic acid receptor 6-like. The record is from RefSeq and is a predicted model, not a curated record. Gene Ontology annotation, biological process: positive regulation of Rho protein signal transduction; phospholipase C-activating G protein-coupled receptor signaling pathway. Bases 577 to 1650 code for a protein of 357 amino acids. Gene Ontology annotation, molecular function: lysophosphatidic acid receptor activity. NCBI's taxonomy places the organism in Eukaryota, Metazoa, Chordata, Actinopteri, Clupeiformes, Clupeidae. The transcript is spliced from 2 exons. Gene Ontology annotation, cellular component: plasma membrane.
GGCUGCCUCACCUCACACCAGGGCGGGAGCAGCGCCUGAGCACCGUGUUUGUGAGCGCGCGGUCAGUCUGUUGGUUUCAGCAGGAACGAGGGUGAGAGACCGAGCUGUGUGGGGAGAGAGCAACAGCUCCAGGAACCGGCAAGCCGACAGAGACAGACACAACGAAAGCGCACACACGGGCAAGCCGACAGAGACAGACACAACGAAAGCACACACACGGGCGUGUUCAAAAGCCACAGAGCAGUGAACAUCGCGUUCAACAGACAAGAGCAAACACUGACAGGACGACGAGAAAGAGAAAGUCUGGAGCUGAGAUGGAUAAUACGAACAACAGAGACACAAGAGAAGGCACUCCUUUGAGCAAAUAAGGAUAUAAAACAAGCUACAUCCUCUGAAAGGAAACAACUUUGACUUCUAAAAGCUGAUCAAAGCUGGAAUAAGGAAGAGGUCAUUGUCCACGGUUUCAGACGAUGGAGCAAAAGCACUGCUGAGAGCGUAUUUCCUGGAAAGGAUAAACAAAGAGCCUGGGACCGCUUCAGUGCUGUGGACAUAUUCUCCCUGAACACACAGCUGAAGAUGUACAACAUAACGACAACCAAUGAAUCGAGCCGUUCAACUGGAGCUCCUGACAAUAAUAUUGACGAUGACUUCAAAUACACGCUAUACAGCACUGUUUUCAUACUGGUGUUCAUUAUUGGACUGCUGUUCAACUUGGUAGCCAUACAUAUUCUCGCAUGUACUCUGAAGCUAAGAAACGAGACCACCACAUACAUGAUGAACCUGGCAGCGUCAGACCUGAUGUUUGUGUUCUUUCUGCCCUUUCGGAUCUACUAUUUUGUCAACAGAAACUGGCCUUUUGGCGAAGUGCUCUGUAAGCUCUCCGUGGCCCUGUUUUACACAAACAUGUACGGGAGCAUCCUGUUCCUCACAUGCAUCAGCGUGGACCGAUUCUUGGCCAUCGUUUACCCGAUCAGAUCGAGGACACUGCGGACGAAGCGCAAUGCUAAGAUCGCCUGCGCCGGCGUCUGGUUGGUGGUUCUGUCUGGCAGCCUCCCGACCGGGUUCAUGCUGGACACCACGGCGGAAAAACACCAGAACAACAGCGAGACAAACUACUGCUUCGAGAAAUACUCGGACAAACAGUGGCAGUCCGAGCUGUCCAAAGCGGUGGUCUUCAUCGAGACGGUGGGUUUCUUCAUCCCGUUCCUGAUCAACCUGAUCUGCUCCAUCAAGGUGCUCCGUACGCUGCAGGACCCCCAGACGCUGUCCCGCGGGGGCCAGCUGAACAAGAGGAAGAUCCUGCGCAUGAUCGUAGUGCAUCUGCUGACCUUCUGCUUCUGCUUCAUCCCCUACAACGUCAACCUCAUCUUCUACACCCUGGUGAGGAGCGACGUCUUUCCCAGCUAUGGGGCGGAAUACGUGGCGCGGACCAUCAACCCCAUAACGCUCUGCAUUGCCGUCACGAACUGCUGCUUCGACCCUGUUGUGUACUACUUCACCUCGGAGACCAUCCAGAACUCCAUCAAGCGCAGGACUCAGAGCAUCCGAGCCGACUACCACCUGCGGGAGACGCUCCAGAACAGCCCGCGGCUGCAGAGCCUCAGGAACAUCGGACACAAAUUCAGAUCCACUGACUCCACUGACUGUUGAUAGCAGACUUGAUAGCACUGAGAGAGUAUUCUUUUAGCCACUGUGUGAGUGUAACGGUUUGCAUAGUUUACUCAAUUGAGUUAUUUUUUUUAAGACACUGUUUGUGCUGUGUGUGUGUGACAAUUUCAUACCCAACAUCAUGAUUAUAUUAAUUUUCAUUCGUGUUCUAAAGUAAAAACAAAAGAGAAUGUCCGCACACUGGAGAAACUUCCAGACAGAUGAGGAUAAAGGCAGGGUUUGAAGAAGGUCCGGUCAAGUCGAAAUGUUGCUCUUUCUUUUAAUCAAACUCUGGGAACUACUCUGGUGUGUGGACGUUCUCUCUUGUUUUUACCUUACAGUAUACGCGGGUUUCCCGUUUACCAACAAAACUAGAUCUGCGCGCAGCCUUGGGGCAGAAGACGCCUGGUGGCCGGUCACAACGUUAUAAAGUUAACCUAUUAGUCGGCGGCUGUAAGCUACACGCAUACAUUCUUUGUAUGCCCUUGUUGUAACAAUGAUGCUAAGACCUCAUUUCAGUUUAUUUCAGAGUUUGUCGUUUUUAUUAUUAAUAUAACAUUGUCUUUUUGCCGUUUUUUGGUAAAGAAAUGCAUUCCUUUAAAGAUAUUGAACAUUCUACAACCAUCGUCAUUUCGAAUGGUGCGGUUUUCGGCACUAAAACUCAUUAUAAUCUUUUCAUGGAGAGCAGAGGCUUUCUGCACACGCAUAUUUUCAUGACGUUGCAUAGAAAUCUACAUAUCUUUUGUCCUGUGCCUGGCCUAAGCAUACACUGUAAAAACAUAACAUCUAACCAUAUUGAUCUUAUAUUAAUAUAUUAUUAUUGAUAUUAUAUUAAUCCAUUUGCCAUUGUUUUUAGUAUGAAGAGACUUACACAGCGCUCUCUAGAAAGAUCAUUUUGACUCAAAUUAAGAAGAUUUAAUUCAUUUUAUGGACUUUGUUUAACAUACUAGCAGACACAUGUGCUUGUUUUCAGGAUGAGAUGUCUUAAAAUAAAUCAAACUCUGAUUAGAUUAAGUCUAAUGAUCUUAAGAAAAAGUGCUAGGUAAUUCUCUUUAUAUUGAAAUCAAUACCAACCAGAUUUUUUUGAUCUUAAAGGGACACUUCACCGAUUAGCAUUAAGCUUUGUAUGUUUUUGAAUGGUUGUGCAUCAUUCCCUCAGUUUGCCUUGACGUGGGAGAAAUACGGAUCUCAAUGUUGGACUUCCUGCUUUCAAUGAUGUAAAAAUCAUCAUUUUACAUCAUUGAAAGCAGUUAGUCCUAUUCAUGGGUUUCAUUGAAAUCCGUUUUUCUCCCAUCUCAAGGCAAACUGAGAUGCACGACCAUUCAAAAACAUGACUGGUUUUCUAAAGAUACAAAGCUUACUGCUAAUCGGUGAAGUGUCCCUUUAAUAUAAAUUAGACUUGAUUAGAUUUUACAAGCAGUGUUUGUGGUCUCACAUCUCUGCCAUUUGAAAUGUCUGGUACGCUGCAAACACUGAUUAUCUAGUAGUGCAGUGGUGGUUGCGGUUGACACAAUCAAUCCCAAAAGUUAUUUGAGAAAAUACUAAAGUAUUGAAACUGAUCGUUUUACUGACAUGUAAUAACAUGCUUUACUGAACCCCCUGAAGAGUCAUGAUCUCCCAAGAUAUGUUCAGAAUUUCACUCACACCUGCGGAAAUUAACGUGGCUCCUUUACAACACACACACACACACGUCUAUGUACGGUAGAUCUUCUGAAGUGAGAACUACCUGCCUGUGGGUGUUGCGUAACCAUCCAAACCCCACAAAACUGCACGCUGGAUGUGGUCUCGGCUGCCGAAACGGCCUCAGUAGAGACUGAUGUUUUUGAGGAAAUGGUUUACACUUGCAAAGCUUAUGUGUCUACACCAGCGAG